This is a messenger RNA of Phodopus roborovskii (desert hamster), 1460 nucleotides long. RefSeq names its product mitochondrial amidoxime reducing component 1 (gene Mtarc1). Gene Ontology annotation, biological process: nitrate metabolic process. The transcript has 7 exons. Gene Ontology annotation, molecular function: pyridoxal phosphate binding; molybdenum ion binding; nitrate reductase activity. The record is from RefSeq and is a predicted model, not a curated record. The coding region runs from base 1 to 1026 and encodes 341 amino acids. Gene Ontology annotation, cellular component: mitochondrial inner membrane. Lineage: Eukaryota; Metazoa; Chordata; Mammalia; Rodentia; Cricetidae.
AUGGGUGCCUCCAGCUCCUGGGCUCUGGGACUCCUCCACUUCUCCUCAUCCCGGGUCCCCCGGCAGCUGCGGUCCACCUGGCUCGGCGUCGCCGCCGCGCUGGGACUGGCCGUGGUGGCGCUGGGGACCGUGGCCUGGCGUCGCAGGCGUCCCCGGCGCAAGCGGCUGCAGCAGGUGGGGACGGUGGCGCAGCUCUGGAUCUACCCGAUCAAGUCCUGUAAGGGGGUGUCGGUGAGCGAGGCGGAGUGCACAGACAUGGGGCUGCGCUGCGGCCACCUGCGUGACAGGUUUUGGCUUGUGGUCAAUGAAGAUGGGAACAUGGUCACUGCCCGGCAGGAACCUCGCUUGGUCCUGAUUUCUCUGACCUGUGACAAUGACACCUUGACUCUCAGUGCUGCCUACACAAAGGACCUGCUGCUGCCCAUCACCCCGCCCAACACAAACCCAUUAGUUCAGUGCAGAGUGCAUGGUCUGGAGGUGCAGGGUAGGGAUUGUGGGGAGGCAGCUGCUCAGUGGAUCACUGACUUCCUGAAGAAUCAGCCCUGUCGCCUGGUGCACUUCGAGCCCCACAUGCGCCCCAGACGUUCCCAGCUGCUGAGGCCUCGAUUUGGGCCCACCGAUCAGGUGGCCUACUCGGAUGUAAGCCCAUUCUUGGUCCUUUCUGAGGCAUCCUUGGAAGAUCUCAAUUCCAGGAUUGAAAAGAGAGUGAAAGCAACUAACUUCAGGCCCAAUAUUGUCAUUUCAGGAUGCGGCGCUCAUGCUGAGGAUUCUUGGAAUGAGCUCCUCAUUGGGGAUGUGGAACUGAAGAGGGUGAUGGCUUGCACCAGGUGCCUUUUAACAACGGUGGAUCCAGACACUGGCAUCAUGGACGGGAAGGAGCCUCUGGAAACACUGAGGAGUUACCGCCUGUGUGACCCUUCGGAACAAUCAGUAUAUGGAAAGCUACCCCUCUUUGGACAGUAUUUUACUCUGGAAAGUUCAGGGACAGUCAAAGUGGGAGACCCCGUGUACCUUGUGAGCCAGUAAUGGGAACUGCAUGAUCUGGACCAGCAGCUGUUCCUUAGAAACAUCUUGGAAGCUGACAUCACUGGAAAUGGUUCUCUGCCUUUUCUUUGGGUCUAUGUUUCCAAGUUUUCCUCUUUCAGAUUUCCUUCUGUCUCAGUGUUUCCUGGGUCCAGCACACAAAGCAGAGGAACCCAGCCUUGCAAACUUAGCAGGACUCUGUCGAGUUUCUUGAAGAAUGAAGGGAUUAUCAGAAUGCUCUGUUUAUAAUUAUGGAGUAAUUUUUCUACUUCUGCAUUCGCUUGCCAAGGCAGCAGAUGUCCAUCAUCUCCCCACCCUUCUUUUGGGAAAGGAAAGAAAACAGGGGGAAGACUGUAUAAGCCAGAAGAAUGUCCCAGAAUGUUUUGCUACCCCUGGACAUCAUGCAUACAAUGGAAAUUAAAUACUUUCCCAAGUAA